CCCAUGACAACACAGUAGAGCACAGUAUUUAACAGUGCAGUACAGUAGUAAGGAUGCAACUUGUGUUUCCCUGAAACUCUCAGUCUGUCCAAUAGGUGGCAGUAUCAUACUCUGUCAACUGCUCGCGAAGAAGCGUGUUAUAUGACGUCAGGCAGAAGUAAGCAUAAACAAUACUGUAUAAGAGGCUUUCGAUUUAUACUGUUUGUUUCGGAGCAUCAUUUUUUGACGUCUUAUCAACACAUGGAUACUAUACAGGCUCAAACGAAUAUAUUAGUUAUAGUACAACGAGUGUCGAUUCCCUGCGAUCAAAAACGAAAUAAUGGCCACUUCAUCCAGACGAACGGACCAGCGUAGCUCAAAGGGGGAAAAGAAGAACAAUCAAGUCAUUUAGGUCAUGCGUUAUCGUGUAUUUUCAGUAUGGCUCGGCUCAGGUCGUCCAGGAUUCUUUCUCGGGACAACCCUCCUGGUAGCGCUCAUCUUGAUGGUGUAUGCUGCAGGUCCCCAAACGAGUCUCAGUUUAGGUCCAGGUGGACACUUUCCACGUUUCAGAGACGUGUUCCUGUACGCUCUCAAUCAUGACGAUUUGCCUUCUCUGCUCGUCAGCGUUUCUCUGCUGCUGCUGUUCGGACCACGUCAAGAGCGUCUCUGGGGAACAGUCGCAUACCUUGGCCUCGCCACCCUGACAAUGACCGUAUUACCUCUUAUUUACACAUUGGUCAUCUUUGUCUUCAGUCUUGAGGCCAGUCGAGUGUGUGGCUAUGCUGCCAUUCAGCUGGCAUUGUUUACAGCCCAGUGCCGUCACGUGACAAAAAGGCGACUGCAGGGCUGCUUGCCAGUUUGGAUUCUGCCCUGGUUGCUGUUGCUGCUUUGUCUGAUCGUGGUGCCCGGGACACCUGCCCUACUUAACUUCUGUGCCAUAUGCAUCGCUCAUAAUUAUAGUCCCAGCCUCAUUGGGAUGUUACAGGAGCUGGAGAAAGCCUAUGUCCUAACCUUCAUUCCCACUUCAGCGUAUAUUCUCACUUCAUCCAGACUGAGAUUGCCAACCUACAGCUCCUCACAAAUUUCCAGAUCAUAUUCUCAGUUUAUGCAUGAAGAUCAUGCAACACCAUCUCCCAUGAGUGCCCCCUUAUCAUUGAACCACCAUCCGUGGGAGGAGCCACUGUCUGGUUGGAGGCCAGAGUCUGAAGCAGAGGUGGUGGAAGAACAGAUGCUGAGGGCUGGAAUACUUGCCUCCUUACAGGAUGUCCCAGAGGAAGUGAAUCGAAAAGUAGAGGUGCCAAAAUCCUCUGUUUCUGCCCUGAGACUCCAGCAACUGGAGAAGAUGGGCUUCCCCACAGAAAAAGCUGUAGUGGCGCUUGCAGCAUCAAAACAGCUGGAUGGCGCUAUUUCCUUACUCAUCGACAACCGUGUUGGAGAGCAGGCUGUGGUGACAGCAAAGGGGAAGAAGACUACCCCACUCAAAAGCCCUGAGUUGACUCAAAACUGACAUGGAGACUGAAAAACUGUUGGCCUUCAUACAGCAAACUCGACAUUGCAUUUUUAUUCCUUCUCUGAAAUAAACUCUUUCACAUGAUUUCAGACAAGGGAUGGGA
Messenger RNA from Hippocampus comes (tiger tail seahorse), 1592 nucleotides. It is a transcript of the gene rhbdd3, whose product is annotated as rhomboid domain containing 3. NCBI's taxonomy places the organism in Eukaryota, Metazoa, Chordata, Actinopteri, Syngnathiformes, Syngnathidae. Gene Ontology annotation, molecular function: protein binding; serine-type endopeptidase activity. Gene Ontology annotation, cellular component: membrane. Bases 395 to 1486 code for a protein of 363 amino acids. The transcript is spliced from 5 exons. The record is from RefSeq and is a predicted model, not a curated record.